UGUGGAAGUGUGACAUAAUAAUAAUAUAAUAAUAAUGGGACAUAAAAUGAUAAAAUUGAGGGUCUCAAGUAAAAAUUAGCCAAUUUAAAUUCAAAUACUAAGGAUUAUAAAUGCUAAUGCAAUACAUAACAGUAUAGUACUAUAGUUUAUAUUUUAAUCUCAAAAGCUAACUAAUUUAAUUAUAAGAUUUUUUUUUUUUUUUGUUUUUCUUUUUGGUGAGAGUACCAAAAUGUCUAUGAUGUAAACGAGAUUCGAUAUUAGGUCUUUGGUAUCAAUCUAAAACUUUCACCAAUCAAAAUAGUUGACAUCCACAUUAAAACUGUUUUUGUAUCAACUAUAUACGAGUAAUUUAAACUAAGUUUACCAUAAUUACACUUAUUAGUUUUAAUUUAUAUCUUGUUCAAAUAUGUAGACCCUAACUCCAAGGAUUCAAAGUCGUCAUGGAUACACGAAGUAAUCAUGGGUUAGCCAGUAGCCACUUAGCCUAAAGGCUAGUUUCUACCUAAAACCCUAACCCUCACCAAAUUCAAUCUUAUUACUCGUAAUUUAUUAUAACACCCCCUUCAACUUUCACAAGAAUGGCAAACAAUAAACUUGCAGUUGGAAGAAAAAUAAUUGCAAAAGCUUCAACUUCCAUUAAUGGCGGAAAUAUAUUCCUUCGUCUUCCUACUUCUCUUUCUUUCUGCUACCCUUUGUUCAGUUCUCUCUCCUCCCCAAAUAAAGAACAAAACCCCAAAUUAUUCCUCAAUUCAGUGAUACAACAAUGCAGACAUGGUUUUCACAAGCUCGACGAAGUUGUAUCUCUCUUCCAUCAAAUGACUCGUAUGAAUCCUCUUCCUUCUGCUGCUGCUUUUAAUUUCAUUUUAUGUUCUAUGAUUAAGGUUCAACCUAAAGAACCCAUUAAUUAUUUAACUGUAAUUUCUCUCUCUGCACAUUUACAAUUUUUGGGUGUUUCUUGUGAUCUUUAUUCUUUGAACGUCCUCAUUAAUUGUUACUCCUGUUUGGGUCGUGUCGAUUUCGGGUUUUCGAUUUUGGGGAAAAUUAUUAAGCUUGGGUAUGAUCCUUGUAUUGUGACCUUUACUACCCUUAUUAAUGGCCUUAUUCAUGCUAAUUUGUUGGAGGAAGCUGUUGGAUUGUUGGAUAAAAUUGUCAAUUUAGGGUUUCAACCCACUAUUGUUACCUGUGGUGCUUUGAUCAAAGGUCUUUGUAGAAUAGGGAACUAUGCGAAUUCGCUUGGAUUGCUGGCAAUGAUGAAUUCUGGGUUUAGCUCUUGUAAUCCUAAUGUUGUCAUAUAUAGCACCAUUAUUGAUAGUCUUUGUAAAGACAAGCUUUUACCUCAGGCCGUCAACCUUUUUUACGACAUGAAAAGCAAGGGUGUUCAGCCUGAUGUCUCUGCUUAUAGUAGUUUAAUUCGAGGGAUGUGCACUUUGGGGCAAUGGAUGGAUGUAAAGAUAAUGUUGAAUGAGAUGUUGGAGAAUAAGAUGGCUCCCAAUGUCUCGACCUAUAGCAUGUUGAUUGACAUGUGUUUCAAACAAGGGAAGGUUAAGGAGGCAGAAGCUGUAGUGGGACUGAUGAAUAAGCGGGGUGAUGCUCUAAAUGUAAUUACUUACACUUCUCUGGUGGAUGGAUAUUGUUCACGUGGUCAAAUGGAUGAAGCCUCGAAUAUAAUGGAUUUAAUGGUGAAAAAUGGUUUUGUGCCUAAUAUUCUGACUUUUACCAGCUUGCUAAAUGGAUAUUGCAAGGUUAAGAAGGUUGACAAAGUCCUAGACUUGGUCCAGGAUAUUCUGCUUAGAGGUUUAAAACCUGAUGUUGUCACAUAUAGCACUCUUAUAGAUGCCUUAUGCAAGGAGAAUAGACUCCAAUCUGCAAGAAAGCUUCUCAAGGAAAUGGAGGCUCAAGGCGUAAAACCAAAUGUAUAUACUUAUAAUUCAUUGCUUGAUCAUCUCUGUAAAAACUCACAGGUUAAUGAGGCAUUGGAAAUGGUGAGACAAAUGGGUGAAAUCAGAGUGGUCCCUGACAUUUUCACAUACAGUAUACUAAUUGAAGGCCUUUGUGCAGUUGGGCGAUUUGAAGAAGGAAGAAAUAUCUUCUCUUCUCUCCUAGCUAAGGGUUUAAAACCUGACAAAUAUACAUACGAUGCAAUGAUUAAGGGGCUCUGUAAAAAUGGUUUACCGAACGAUGCUAUUGAAGAAUUAAAGAAAAUGGAGGACAAUGGCUGCUCUCCAGAUUAUUUUACUUAUAAUGCAAUUAUAAGUGGUUUUCUUUCAGCCAAUGAUUUCAAAAAGGCUUUAGAGUUUGUCAUAAUUAAAACUAGCAAAGGGUUCCCACUUGAUGGUCACACUACUUCACUGUUAAGUGGCUCAUUUGCAGAUCACAAUGUUAGCGAUGCAGACAAAGCUUUGUUUCAAAAGUUUUUAAAGAACCAGAAGCACAAGUAAACAGCUUAAUGGUGUCAAUGUUCUGAUAAGAUCUCUAUUCCAUAAGCUCUCUGGUCAAAGCAUCUGUUGGCUGUUGCAUGGUAAAAUUUCCUACGUUCAACUUGCGCAUUCUGGUAAUGUCAUUUUGAUAAUUAAUUUCUUUCGAUGUGGCUGUGUAUGAGCAUGAGAAACAGUUAGGUGGAGAAAGUGUAAUGGACUGAAUAAUCUAAUUUAUAUAUUUAUAUAAAUAAGCAGAAAUUUAAGGAUGAAAGCUUGAAAUUAUAUUAAACUUGCUAAUGAUUUCUUACAAAAGGUAGUAGGUUUCGCCUACAAAUCUCAUAUUAGUGAAUUGAGGUCAUAACUCUCUAAUUAGUGACUUGAGGUCACAAGUCUCGAAAGGAUUUACUCCAAAUUUCUGCCUACCAUUUUUUUCCCCUCCCUCUCUAUUUAUACUAAGGACGAUUAACCUAGUAAUAUUACUAGAAUACCCAUACUGCCCCUCCUUAGGUUAGUCUAUUACAGAAAGCUGACAUACAUAUUGCCAACAUUGUCCGGAAUAUGGCAGAAAUAGUGCCAACUUUACUAGUAUGAAUAUCAAUAGACUUCCACACGACCACACGUAUGUAUUAAUUUCUCAAUAUUAAUAAGUAUUCAAUCUUAAUAUUUCACAAGAAACUCUUGACCACUCUCUCUAUGGGAUUGUUUAGUUCAAUCUUCUGUUUCCACUGCCCAGCUCACAUAUCUCAGUAAAUUAUUCAGUUGCUACCAUUGCCAAUUGUUAAUGCCUCUUGGUACACACGGAUUAUCAAGUUUGCUUCUCCCUUGUUGGUAAAAAGCCUUAAAUAGGUUAUUAGCUUGACAUGUCAUGGUUAUCUCCUUGGUCAAUGGUCUUAUUCUUGUUAAUUUGUUGUUGGAUAAGAUUGUCAUGUUUAGGAUUCAACCUGACUUGGUUGUCUGUGAUGCUAUGUACAAGGUCUUUGCAGAACAACAACAAUGCUGGUGCUCUCCACUUUUAAAGGAGAUGGAGUCUCAUGGCCCUGUAAAUCUAGUGCUAAUGAUGUUUUACAUUAUGUCGUCAUUGAUGAUCUAUAUAAGGACCAAUUAUGUUUUCAAUUCUCAAACCCCUACCUUUUAUCAGAGUUAAAGGCAAGCACAUUUCGCCCAAUAUUAUCUGACUCAUCACUCUCAGUUCAAGGUAUGUGCUGUUUGGAGCAGUGGAAAACAACCGGGAUAUUUUGGACAGAAACAUAACAGCAGCACCUUAUUCUCACACUAUGCUGCUUCAUCUCUCACUUGCUGCUCAAAUGUUAGCAAGGAAGAUGAGAGGCUUGGCUUUGAGAGGUUUCGGAGGACAGUUGCACAAGUUAGCACCUUAUAUGUUUAACGUCAAUGCUCUGAAAUUUCUGCAGUGUUUCUCAUCUAAUUCUCAAAUAAUUUGAGAUGUGGUGGCUAAAUUAUACGAAGUAUGUUAUAGCAAAGAGCUUGAAAAAAUUAUGAAGUUACACAAGACUUGCUCUGCCCCAAUGAUUUCAGAUGGAGUGGAAAGUUCAGAUUGGGAUCAUAUAUUUUCUUUUUGAACCCAGACAGCUUCAAGUAGCAGCAGAUGGCCUCCAUAAACUAGACAACUUCCCGAGGAAGCAGAUGUCUUCUCUAUUCUUCCGCCUAAAGGAUGAGAAAAGAUGCACUUCCCUAUUCAUGAUUAUGGAAGGAUGCAGAUAACUACUCCAGAUUAAUUCAUCUCCAACACUACAGAGUAGUAUUAUUAAAGAAUUUAUAAGUGGAUAUUAGGAAGGUUUUGGUGUUUCGCAGUCAUAACAAUUACAACUGGAACUAAAAAAAUUCAUAUCCUUGUGCUAUUCAAUAUCAAUAUGUAUUGAUCACACAAAAUUAAGCUAUUUAUGUUCAAUUCCAUUUCUCUUGCUUUGUGGAAAACCUUUUUGUUCAUCUUUGCUGAAGAGAAUUUUUUUUGGUUUGGUUUUCUCAUAGAAAUUAUAAAAAAAUUUAGGUCAAACAAUAGUUUCUCUGUUCCUAGGCUUAUCUCAUAUUCUGUACAAUGUUCUCCCUGUUUCCAUGUCCAGUAUUAUGAAUAAGAUGCUUCUGCCUUUCUUCCA
Messenger RNA from Chenopodium quinoa (quinoa), 4528 nucleotides. Its product is annotated as putative pentatricopeptide repeat-containing protein At1g12700, mitochondrial. Gene Ontology annotation, molecular function: protein binding. NCBI's taxonomy places the organism in Eukaryota, Viridiplantae, Streptophyta, Magnoliopsida, Caryophyllales, Amaranthaceae. The transcript has 2 exons. The record is from RefSeq and is a predicted model, not a curated record. The coding region runs from base 579 to 2438 and encodes 619 amino acids.